Arachis stenosperma is the source of this 1303-nucleotide messenger RNA. RefSeq lists its product as uncharacterized. Bases 86 to 1021 code for a protein of 311 amino acids. Gene Ontology annotation, molecular function: sequence-specific DNA binding; DNA-binding transcription factor activity. NCBI's taxonomy places the organism in Eukaryota, Viridiplantae, Streptophyta, Magnoliopsida, Fabales, Fabaceae. The record is from RefSeq and is a predicted model, not a curated record. The transcript has a single exon. Gene Ontology annotation, biological process: regulation of DNA-templated transcription.
UUCUUUUUUUUCUCGAUGAAACAAGUAAUAAAAGAUCAAAACAAAGAAACAAAUAUGACCAAACACUUGUAAAAAUUUAAGCGGCAUGCCAAUCCGAAAUUCCUACAAGCUACACCGUAAAAGGCUUUUGGAGAGUUACAGGAUUGUGGCCAGUGUCAAUGGAUUUCUGUGUUAUGCUAUUAGUUCUUCUUUCAAACAUCUAUUUGGAGAGUGGAACUUGUUGAAGACUAUUCUUUACACCCUGUUAAGUUUCAGCAUCAGCACCAUGAUGCUAUUUCCCAAGAAAUGCAGGCUUUCAAAGAGCUUCUUGCUUAAAGCUUACGUGGGUGUUCUGGUUUUGCUACUAACCUCUCUCUACUCAUUCUUCGAUGAUAAAUCUAACAAUGGAAAACCAGACCUACUAAGCAUGAUUUCGAGUGCUUCUUUCGCUUUCAUGUCUUUGUCCCUGUCAAGACAAAUUGAUCUUGGCUUUGAAGCUGAGCUCCUCAAUUUCUUUCUUGGAUGCCUAACUAUUCAACUCAUGAAGAUCAACUUGAUGCUCUCCAUCGUUGCAGCCAUAUUUUGCUACUCUCUCAUGAUUCUCCGUUCCAAAUCGGAACCUCAACCACAAUCCCGAACGCCGAGAAUGCAAGACCAUGUAACAGUAGAAAUCGACGCUGCCGAUGGAGAACAACAAAUGCAUGAUGAUGGAUACAGUUGGAGAAAAUAUGAAGAAAACCCAUUAAGAAGGGGAAAUCAGACAAGCUGCUACAGAUGCGCACAUCCCAAUUGCAUAGUUAAGAAGAAAGUAGAGAGAACAAUUGAUGGGGAAAUUAUUCAUGUAAACUACAAAGGUACUCAUGCCCAUUAUCGCAAGCCUAGAUUCACUAUAAAGAGGAACUCAUCAUCUGAAUCUUUUUAUUCAUAUCUGUCGUCAAAGCCUUUCCACACUGAUAUGAUAGAUCAAUCAUUAUUGGCCUUCAAUGGCAAUGGACAAUUGGAUCAUGUAACAGCACCAGAGAGCUCAUCAUUAUCAAUAUGACUUGUGAAAUGCUGAAUUUUAGCAUGCUUCGCAUAAAAAUGUGUCAGAAAGCAGAUGAAGAUCACUCAAGUGGUCAGCUAGUAGAGAAUCCGUUGGAGUCAGUUAUAGCUGUUAUAGUUUGUUAGUGCCAUGCUGGCAGUUAGUUAUCUCAGAGUGUACGGGUUUGGAUAUAAUCAUAUGAUCUCAGGUAUUGGACUUAAUUCCAUUCACAAUACAAACUCAGUUUUUGCAUUCCUUUACUUGUAUCUAUACUUUAGCAUGGAACUUCAUAUUGAACUUUGU